Messenger RNA from Scatophagus argus, 4374 nucleotides. It is a transcript of the gene slc26a2, whose product is annotated as solute carrier family 26 member 2. Bases 289 to 2433 code for a protein of 714 amino acids. Gene Ontology annotation, biological process: transmembrane transport. The record is from RefSeq and is a predicted model, not a curated record. NCBI's taxonomy places the organism in Eukaryota, Metazoa, Chordata, Actinopteri, Scatophagidae. The transcript has 5 exons. Gene Ontology annotation, cellular component: membrane. Gene Ontology annotation, molecular function: bicarbonate transmembrane transporter activity; oxalate transmembrane transporter activity; secondary active sulfate transmembrane transporter activity.
GUGAACCUCACGUCCGUCUCAGCGUAACAACUACACAAGCUAACUGCCACUUCACGAUUUAUUUGUAUUAACCGACGCCUCAUUUGGCUACGAAGUGAUUCAUCUUCUCACAAAGACCAUCUUUGUUUGGGUGGGUCACGUGACGUGACGUGACGUGACGACGCACGGAGCUACACAGCUGCGGGGUGUAAAAUGAAUUUGAGGCGGAAUAACAGCGGAGAGUCCGAAGACGAGCGAAGAUAAAGUUUAGAAACGGCGAGCGAGUUGGACUCCGAUCAGGGCUGGAUCAUGACUCAUGGCGAUGACUGCUGUACGCCAGCGGCGGAUGCCGCUGAGAGCGAGCAGCAGCAGCCUCUCAUUCUGGAGAGGGUGGAGAAAGAAACGGAGAAAAGCUGUUACUCAGUGUCACGUGGGCUCCAGAAACACUUCCUGUGCAGCCCUAAGAAAGCUAAAUCCAAAGCACUGGGUUUCCUCCCCGUCCUGAGAUGGCUGCCACGCUACCAGCUCAGGGAAUGGCUGCUGGGCGACGUCAUGUCUGGACUCAUUGUUGGAAUCCUAUUGGUCCCCCAGUCUAUAGCCUACUCCUUAUUGGCCAGUCAGGACCCCAUAUACGGUCUCUAUACGUCUUUCUUCUCCUCCAUCAUCUACGCCUUCUUAGGCACCUCUAGACACAUCUCAGUGGGGAUUUUCGGGGUGCUCUGCCUGCUCGUGGGUCAGGUUGUGGAUAGAGAGUUAGCCCUGGCAGGAUACCUCCUGGAAAACAGCAACAACAGCGCUGCCCUGUCGGCUGGACGAAGGAAUGACAGUAUCGUGAUGGAGUGUGACAGAAGCUGCUACGCCAUCACAGUUGGAGCUACAGUUACUUUCACGGCAGGGGUUUACCAGGUGCUCAUGGGCCUUUUCCAGGUGGGCUUUGUCUCUGUCUAUCUGUCAGACUCCCUCCUCAGCGGCUUUGCCACCGGAGCCUCCCUGACCAUACUCACCUCACAGUUUAAGUACCUCCUGGGCCUGAAGAUCCCAAGGCCUCAGGGUUGGUUCACCCUGUUUAAGACCUGGUACAGCCUGCUCGUCAACCUGGGACACACCAAUAUAUGUGACCUGGUAACCAGUUUGGUGUGUUUGCUGAUACUCAUACCCACCAAGGAGCUCAAUGACCGCUUCAAAGCUAAGCUGAAGGCUCCAAUUCCCUUCGAGCUCUUUGUGGUCAUAAUCGCAACGUUGGCUUCUCACUUUGGCCGUUUCAACCCUGAUUACGGGUCGAGUGUGGCCGGCGACAUUCCCACGGGAUUCCUCCCUCCACAGCUACCCAUGUGGUCGCUGAUCCCCAAUGUGGCUGUAGAUGCCUUCUCCAUCGCCAUCGUAGGGUUCGCCAUCACUGUCUCACUGUCAGAAAUGUUUGCCAAAAAGCAUGGCUACACAGUAAACGCUAACCAGGAGAUGUAUGCCAUCGGCUUCUGCAACAUCCUGCCAUCGUUCUUCCGCUGCUUCACCACCAGUGCCGCACUCACCAAGACCCUGGUCAAAGAGUCCACGGGGUGCCAGACUCAGGUGUCUGGACUGGUCAGCGCCUUGGUUCUCCUGCUGGUCCUGCUUGUGAUAGCACCGCUCUUUUACUCACUUCAAAAAUGUGUGUUAGCCGUUAUCAUCGUGGUUAACCUCCGCGGAGCUUUGCGAAAGUUCACUGACAUUCCCCGCAUGUGGCACAUCAACCAUCUCGAUGCCUCUAUCUGGGUGGUCACCAUGGCAACCUCAGCGCUGGUCAACACAGAGCUGGGACUCCUGGUGGGAGUUUUGGUGUCGGCCCUGUGCGUCCUGGGCCGCACCCAGCGAGCCCAGGUCCUGGAACUUGGCCGGACUACAACCAGGGAGCAUUACGAGGACCUGUCAUCUUACCAUGGCCUCAAAACGCAUCCCGGAGUGGCUGUUUUUAGAUACGAGGCUCCAAUCUAUUAUGCCAACCAGAGCUUGUUCAAAAAGUCUCUCUACAGGAGCGUAGGGCUUGAUCCAGUGAAGGAGAAGAGCAGGCGUAUUAAGUUUGAGAAGAAGAAGAACAAACAGCAGACAGAGUUUCUGAACGUGAAGUUAGACCAGAAGGAGGAUGAGGCUGAGGCUGGUGCCAUGGUAACCUUGACGAAAUCUGCCCACAGCUUCUGCAGCCUGGUGAUUGACUGCAGUGCUGUCUUGUUUUUAGACACUGCUGGAGUGAACGCUCUGAAAGAAGUCCGCAAAGAUUAUGGAGAACUGGGCAUCACGGUUGUCCUGGCGCAGUGCAGCACCUCGGUACUUGACGACCUGGAAAGAGGGGGGUACUACCCCGAGAAAAAAGGAAGUGAUGAAGGAGAGAACAAAAUCACUUUCUUCACCAUUGUGGAUGCCGUCCGCUACGUCCAAAGCCCCUCGGCUGCCAAUGGAGAGUUUGACAACAAAUGCUAAAAAGUCCAAAUAUUUAUGUUUACAUGUACGCAGUUUACCUCUGACAUUGUUACCAACGUGCCUUUCGAAGUCUUUCCUGUCUCUGUCCUGUCACCGCUGCAGACAAUCUAUCAUUUAACUCUGGGUCAGCAUGCUAACAUGCUGAAAAUCAAACAAGUGAGAAAGUUUGAGAAGUUUCAGUUUGUGGCUUCGCAGUCACCUGAAAAGCUCUUCCUCUUUUUUUCUACAGCACAAGCUGUAGAUGGUGUUCUGUCCUGAACUUGAGUAACUCACUGUAGCUGUUACUGUAGUUUUCUGUGGGAUAAUCAAGGGAAGGGUUUAUUUUUCCAGGGAGAGAUUUGAUUGUGUUUACACGACCACAAAGCAGUAAAUGUCAGCUAAAUGUUUGGUUAAGUAGAGCACACAAAACUUCCGUUUGCCUUGCGUUAUGUCCAAGCCGCAGUGCCUGCAGGGCCUUUAGUGAUCUCUGUACCGUCCAGACCAACAUGCUGUGCAUGUUUUCAUAUCAGGUCCUUUGACACAUGAAUAUCAGUCACUUUUUAAUGUUACAUCUUUUUCUAGUUCUUCUUGAGGUGAAGCAAUGAUCCAAACUGUUUCAUCAGAACGAAGGCCAUGUUUGUUUUUUUUGGUCAUUUUAAAUUGAAUCCCCUCUGCUCUGGUGUUUAUAAAGUCUGGCCGGGCUGUACCACGUGUCUUUUUGAUCAAGUUUGUCGUUAGUCUGUGUUUGCUGUGGGCGACGUUGCCUUAUCCUCUGUUACUAAAGUUCAGUAAACACAGCAGCCGGGUGAUGAAUGGGGCCGAAGUUCAAACUGGAGAAAAGCCAUGUGAUGCUUUGUCUCAUUGAGUUUAAUGUGGACUCGUGCCAGUCAACCGUUUGUGUGAGAGAUCAGCUCGUCAAACAACAGGCCAGUUUAUUCUUUAUUUCUGUGUUGACCUCUCAACUGUAUGCAGCAGGAUGUUUUUUAAAUCUGUCUCAUGCAUGGAGACACGCUGUCAUGCUUUACAACUUCCUGUUUCACACUGUUCCACCUGACCGCCAGAUGGCAGUGCCAGAAAAUACAGCAGCAAAGGACGAGUGGAACAGGUUUUAGCUAACAUCCUGUUUGAACGUGACAGGAUAUUCUUACCUCACAGCUUGACUGAGUCAAUCCACAUUCAUUACACCUAAGAAAUUAUUAUUUUAAUAAUGAGCUGUGAGACUGAUGCUAUUGCUCUAAUAGCGGUUUGUGUUCUGGUGCAGUCUGGUUUUGCAGUAGCUUUAAUCUAAUCAGAUCCAGGUUCAGGUCUCGUCUUUAUUAUUUCCUCAACCUAUUUAUGACGCAGAGUGGACAGUUUGUCCUCUGCUGGACAGCACGGCUGAAGACACGACCUUCAGUCACCCUUUAAUCAGAAACAUAAAUAACUAUAGUAGUUUUUAUACUGUAUGUUCACAGUAAGAUGAUUUUUAUAUUUUAUAUGUUGAACAGCUGUUGAUUCUCAGUAAUUCAGUAGAAUUUGUGUCUGUGCGUGAACAUCAUGUUUUAGUGUGACUGAACCAGCUAAUACCAGACGUCGCAUUCAUGCCCAGUCAUCAGUGGCCAGCCUCAGCUCACGUUUCCUCUUCCUGUUGUCCAAUCACAGCGAGUCGAAUUCAUGUGACUGUGAAACGUGUUUAAAUGGGUGCUCAUGAACUGUUUGGUUGGUCUGUAAUGCUGUGUUGCAGUUUUCUUAUAUGAAGGAGUUUGUCUUUAUGACUUGUGAUGCAGUGGAGCAGCAGCAUUACAUGGUUUUAUAUCAAUGACUCAGCUUUUGUUGCUGCAGGAAAACCUUUGGGUUACGUAUCACUUCCUCUGAAAAUGCUUAUAUGUUGCUUUAAAUUAUUGAUGAUGUGCUGAUAAUCAAGGGGAAGCUACAGGUUUUACACUUGAAGUACAUUAGUAAAAUGCUUUGUAGUAGACAGCA